CGUCAGACGCAUCGAGCAAAUGUCAACAACAUGCCGGAGACUUCCAGAGAAACAGAAACUGAGGAGGGACUGAAAGACAGACAACAAAGAGACCGACGAAACCAGUUGUCUCAGAACAUCGUGUCUUUAAUAUCUCAGUUCGCAGAUGAUCAUUUAGCAGUUGUGCGGAACAUAAGCACAGGACUGGCAGUUGCUGGUGUUAUUGUAAUAGCAAGGAGUAUCAAACUGAUCACCAAAUUUCAAGCUGCGUCUGAGAUCCCUGCUCGUUUCAUUGAGAGGAACGUCAGCCUUCGUGGGAAAGUUCAUUCAAUCACAGAGAAAGGACUCCAAGUGGAACAUGUCCCGAUUUAUCUGCCAGUCCUCUCUCAGUUACUUUCAAAACACAAAGGUGUGUGCACGUCCCUGAUGCUAGUGCAUCUUGCAGGAGUGGAGUUGACUCCGGAGGGCAGGGUAUGGCUGCAGAAGAACCUGACUCCUGCCCAAACAGUCUGGCUAAAACUUAUCAGCCGAGAAGACGACACACUACACUGUUUGGUGUCUCAAAGCACGCAGGGGUCCAUGUGGAGCUACUGUAUAAACGAAGAGCUCCUCAGGCUUGGUCUGGCCCGCACUGCACCCGUUGUCGGAGUCCUGCCUGACUCUCGCCUCAACUGGCGUCUUCACAAACGGCUGCACAGGGCAGAGGUCAAGGCUGAGAGGAAGGGGCGGGGACUGUGGAAGCAGGACAGCCUAUGGGAGAGGGCCUCCAGGGCUGUCAGGGACAACGCUUUAGUCAGAUUGAUGAGGAGGAUCCUUAAAAGGGACGUGAAGCACUAACUUACCUGUUAUAGCCCGCUGUCAUACUGACACAUGUAAAAGUAGAAGUCUAACUACAGGUUUAGGGGGGAGCCAUCCAUCAUUAAUCAGUCUUGUGUCACAGAUUCUUGCUUCUCAAUGCUGCAAAAAUAGUUAAAAUUCCCUGAAAUUACAAAAAACAAGAACUUUUUUUUACCUUCUUACACCUGUUGCCAAUGUUCCUGUUUAUAUUUCACUGUUUCUGCCUUUAGAUGUUUGAAAAGAUUAAAAAGGUUUGUCUCAAACUCUGAUACUAAUCCCUUGCCUUUCACUUACCCCCUUAAACCACAGCUAACCAUGGCCUCCUCUGCUGUUGUGUGUGUGUACGGGACACCCCACUAAUCACAAGAUGGGGGCGGGGUAUGUUAAUGUCGUUCAAAAUGGAGAGGGGGGUCCACUUGUCCCUCUCCGAGAUCACUGUUGCUAUAGAAACACCAAAUGUGAAAUACAAAGCGAAAUAAAGGCUAUACUCUAAAAACCCCG
Messenger RNA from Micropterus salmoides (largemouth bass), 1317 nucleotides. RefSeq names its product c18h3orf33 homolog (H. sapiens) (gene miso1). The transcript is spliced from 5 exons. Lineage: Eukaryota; Metazoa; Chordata; Actinopteri; Centrarchiformes; Centrarchidae. The coding region runs from base 31 to 816 and encodes 261 amino acids. The record is from RefSeq and is a predicted model, not a curated record.